AUGACUUUGGACACAGCGGCUUUACCCUCGCCGCCAGAUUUUGCGCCGUGGAAGAAUCCCAACCGGCCCAAGUCCUUGGGUGGCAUGCAACCAGGUACUGAGCAAAUCGGCAGAUCGGAUGCACGCCAGAAUGGCAACAAUGGCCCUUCUGGACCACCACGAUUCCCCAACAUCAAAGAUUUACAGGAUCAAGCGGCAGCCUUAGAUUUGAAUGAAUCUACUCCGUUGGAUAUACUAGUGGGAAGAGCGCAGGAAGCAAUUGGACUCGCAAGGAAUUAUGCCGAUAAUGAAGAGCUGGAUAAGGCAUAUGUGCAAUAUCUACGUGCUUCGGAGAUCACGAUCAACAUUAUACCUCACCAUCCCGACUACCGCGUCACCGUCAAUCAGAGCCCAGCAUGGUACAAACAAUUCGCCAAUCUCAUGAUGGCCGUGCGGACGAAGCAAGGGACGAUGGACGAUAUCAAACAACUAAUCUUGGAGGAUAACCUGGCCAGCAACACACAACCUAUGGCUACAUCUCGCCACGGUAAUUCGGGGCGGCUAGAGUCGGCUUCUGGGACGCAUCAGGGCGCGAGUUCUCGAGGCCGUCAAAAUGAGAUGAGUGACAGCUCGCUACGAAUGCCGAGCCCUUCGGAAUUUCAAAGAGUUCCUGCUUUGCAAGCGAACCCGAACCGAUACUCAGCCCCUGCGGACGACUUGCUUGCUCAGCGAUUCGCUAAACUAAGAGCAUCACCAUAUCCCGCCAACGGUCAAGGCCCGUUCAGCAAUGGGGAAAACGGCGCGGUUCACACGCCCUCGCCGCCUGGUUACUUGGGCGAUUACCCUCCUCGACCAUUGUCUUACAUACAUCAGGGAACGCGAUCAAAUUCAACCCUAAGCUCUCCCUCUCGACGUCCUUUGGGGCCCCGAAAUAUGGGCGCCACUCACAAUGUGCCCAAUCUGCCCCCCAAGAUCCUUCUCAAUACCUCUCUACCUCGCGCGCCUGACCCAGCCUACAGUCCAAUAUGGACCGUGCCUACUCAGCCCCCAUCAAAUCCGCCCAGAACAUCUACCGAAAGUUCGCGCCCAGCUAAUCCCCGAUAUUCACAGCUGAUCAACUCGCCACACGGCAGUCCCAGUCGUGGCUCAGAAGACAAUCCCUACCGCUCAACAACACCGAAUGGCAUACAUGCAAUUCGAGAAGUCAAAAGUAACAGUGCGGACUUACCGCAUUCCACUACCAUCUCUGCUCAAGCUUUGCUUGAGUACAUUCGAAAAUAUAAUAUCAUGCUGAUCGAUGUCAGACCACGAGAUCAAUUUGACAGUGGCCACAUCUACGCCAAAUCGAUACUCUGCAUCGAACCCGUGUCAUUGAAAGAGAAUGUAUCAGCAGAGGAACUGGAAGAGCGUCUCGUGGUAUCUCCCGAGCAUGAACAAUCACUGUUCGAAAGACGUAACGAGUUUGACCUCAUUGUCUACUAUGACCAGAGUACGGACUCGGUUAGCUACCUUGCUGGGUCGCCUGUUGGGACAACCGCUCCCCAUCUUCGGGCCUUGCACGAUACCUUAUAUGAAUUCAAUGCGUAUAAGCCGCUGAAGGAUGGACGGCCUCCAGCAUUGCUCCUAGGUGGUCUUGAUGCAUGGAUCGAUCUUCUGGGUCAGCAGUCUCUGGCCACAUCUUCCACAGCCGCGGUGAUGGGUUCGAUUCAGGCGAAGAGGCCCGCGAUGAGACCAGGACGACCGCUUGGAAGAGUACCGACCAUGGCAAGUGCCAAUUCCAGCCUCGAGGUUCGGAAGAGACGACUACGAGAGUAUAAGCCUCUGAAUCCGGAGGAGCUGACGGCAUGGAUGGAGAAGUCCAAGAACGAAGAGAUUGAUACUAGCACCUAUGUCGAUGAGGGGACGCUGACCGAAGAGCCAGAAGACGCUUCUGAACAGCAAGAGUCCCCGGUGACACCGUUUGUGCAUACCUACGAAGAUUUCCUGCGACGGUUCCCAGAACCCCAUGCCAUUCAGGAAUCGAUGGUAGGACCGCAUUCGCACCCAACGGCACCCUCAUCAACACCCAAUUACGCCGCCCCUGUGCCCGUGGUGCCGUCGCGGCCUCCCCCAGCUGUACCCCGUCCUAGCUACAGUGGUGUGUCUGAUGGUCGGCUGAUCCAGGCCCCGUUAGAGCGGCAGAGCUCCGCGACCAAGACAGCUCUGUACACCUCCAAUUCUUUGUUGAGCCGCCUGAAGCUCCCGCGAACGGGGCUGACCAAUUUUGGGGUAACUUGCUACAUGAACUCGACGAUUCAAUGCCUCAGCGCAACGAUCAUGCUGAGCAAGUUCUUCAUCGACAAUCGCUUCCGGUACUACGUCCAAAAAAACUGGAAAGGAUCACAAGGGGUCAUGCCCGGACUGUUUGCCAAUUUGAUCAGGUCGUUGUGGAAGAAUGAUGUGGAGGUGAUCAUGCCCACGUCGUUCCGCAAUUUCUGCGGCCGGCUGAAUCAGGAGUGGGCCAUUGAUCGCCAACAGGACGCCAAGGAAUUCUUUGACUUUGUGGUGGACUGUCUGCAUGAAGACCUCAACAUCAAUUGGCAGAGAACACCUCUUCGGCCGUUGACAUUCGAGGAGGAGAUGCAGCGGGAGCGCAUGCCCGUGCCCAAGGUCUCCAGGAUUGAGUGGGACCGCUACUGCCACCGCGAGGAGUCCUUCAUCUCCUCGCUCUUUGCUGGGCAGCAUGCCAGCCGACUGCGGUGUACAACCUGCAAGCGAACUUCCACGACGUACGAAGCAUUUUACAGCAUUAGCGUGGAGAUCCCCUCCACUGGCACGGGCGAUAUUUACCAAUGCCUUCGCAGCUACUGCCAAGAGGAGAUGCUCAGCGGGGAUGAAGUGUGGAAGUGCCCUUACUGUAAAUGUGAACGGGAAGCGACAAAGCAGAUUAUCAUCACUCGAGCGCCUCAAAUUUUGGUUGUCCACUUCAAAAGAUUCUCUGCCUCUAAGACGCAGAGCGCGCGCAAAAUCCACACGCCCAUUGACUUUCCGUUACACGGGCUUCGGAUGGAUGAUUUUGUGAUCUACCCCAAUUUGGGGGCGUCCUCUGACGGCCGGGUUGCGGGGGCGCCACAGGAGAUGAUCUCCGCGACGAUGCCGCCCUUCACGUACGAUGCGUAUGGGGUCUUGCGCCACAUCGGCUCCUCCAUGGGCAGCGGACACUACAUCUCAUUGGUGCGGGAUGCGCAACGCCAGUGCUGGCGGAAGUUUGACGAUGAUCGGGCGACGGACUUUAAUCCUCGUGACAUGCGCUUCAAGGACCGGCUGCAGAAUGAACAGGCAUACAUCGUAUUCUACGAGCGGGUUCCUGCCAAGUAA
Messenger RNA from Aspergillus clavatus NRRL 1, 3336 nucleotides. Its product is annotated as putative ubiquitin C-terminal hydrolase. The coding region runs from base 1 to 3336 and encodes 1111 amino acids. The record is from RefSeq and is a predicted model, not a curated record. Gene Ontology annotation, biological process: protein deubiquitination. Gene Ontology annotation, molecular function: cysteine-type deubiquitinase activity. Gene Ontology annotation, cellular component: cytoplasm. Lineage: Eukaryota; Fungi; Ascomycota; Eurotiomycetes; Eurotiales; Aspergillaceae. The transcript is spliced from 3 exons.